Molecule: messenger RNA, 1126 nt
Organism: Pseudoliparis swirei
Lineage: Eukaryota; Metazoa; Chordata; Actinopteri; Perciformes; Liparidae
Product: granzyme B(G,H)
Exons: 5
Coding region: 13-765 (250 amino acids)
Biological process (GO): proteolysis
Molecular function (GO): serine-type endopeptidase activity
Source: RefSeq, a predicted model, not a curated record
UCUGCUGUCGCCAUGUUGGUCCACUGGGAGCUGCUGGCGGGGCUACUGGUGCUGACUCUGGAAGGCCGAGCUCACGCGGCGGGCAUCGUUAACGGCCGCGAGGCGGCGCCGCACAGCCGGCCGUACAUGGUGCUGCUGAACCGGCACUUGGCGAAAGGGAGGAUUGAGUACUGCGGCGGCUUCCUGCUGAACGCCGACUUCGUGAUGACGGCGGCGCACUGCCAAGCCCGGUUCUUCACCGUGUUUCUCGGACUUCACAACAUCAAAGACAGCGGAGCGACAAAGAGAACCGUGACUCAAGCUUUUCCUCACAAAGACUACAACGCAACUGAUUUCAGGAAUGACAUCAUGCUCCUCAAGUUGAGCUCCAAGGUACAUUUCACCACAAACGUGAGCCCCGUGGCUCUCGGGGACCAAAGCGACGUCUCUCUGCCCAAAUCCUGCCUGGUGUCUGGCUGGGGAGCGGGAACCGAGCAGAACCAGUACCUGUCGGAGGUCCUCAUGGACGUCGACGUCACGCUGGUUGACCUCGAGCAGUGCGCCAAGAGGAACCUGUACUGCUCCCAUGGGGAUGCGGGGCAGAGUAAGGGAGACUCCGGGGGCCCUCUGGUCUGCGACGGGAAGGCGUACGGUGUGGUGUCCACCACCUUCAUACCAAAAUCAGGUGCCCCGAAAAUCCAUUGUUUUGCCAAGAUUCCCGACGUCAGAAGAUGGAUCCGUUCCACCAUGACCAGCGCGUUGAAAAGACCCGAUAAGCGUGAUUGAUUGAUCGAUUACCACCAUUUUCAUUCGCCGUUGGUGUAGAAUUGGACAGCCGGCAACGUGGCGCCGUGAGAGUCGCUUCACGCAGUUUAUUGAAAAUGUGCUUUCACUUUGACGAUUGAGACAAUUUAAAGUUUUUUAUUUCAAAUAAAUGUGUGAAUUGGUUCAUUUAAGUAAAAUGGUUUUUACUUUUUUGAGUUCCAGAAGCUUGGAGGCGAUGAACUUGACAAUUUGAUUACAUUUUAUAUAUAAUUUUUUUUUAUUAAGUCGACUCAACGCUGUUUAAAUAGAUGCCAUAUAUAUCUUUAUAUCCUUAUAUAUUCACAUAUGUUUGGUUUGAAACAAUAAACUGCUGUUUUCCCGC